Manihot esculenta (cassava) is the source of this 1267-nucleotide messenger RNA. RefSeq names its product protein RGF1 INDUCIBLE TRANSCRIPTION FACTOR 1. Lineage: Eukaryota; Viridiplantae; Streptophyta; Magnoliopsida; Malpighiales; Euphorbiaceae. Bases 212 to 811 code for a protein of 199 amino acids. The record is from RefSeq and is a predicted model, not a curated record. The transcript is spliced from 4 exons.
CUCACUCUAGGCGUUGUUUUGUUGUUCAUUUCUAAGUUGCCGGACGAUUAGACCUCUCUCUCUCUCUCUCUCUCUCCGCCAUUUUUUUUUUUAUCUCCAAGUCUUCUCCUUCUUCUCCAUUCUUCAUCACCGGCUGCCGGAGUCCGCCGCUUGUUUGGCUAAAGAAUCACAUUAUUUCAGAAAACCAAUCCUUGCACAUUCUGCUCUGAAAAUGGACACAUUGCUGGUUCCUCGAUGGCUAGAGUCAUUACUAAGCACAGCUUUCUUCUCCAUCUGCCGAACACAUGGAGAUGCAGCCAGAAGUGAAUGUAAUAUGUAUUGCUUAGAUUGUAGAGGUGAUGCAUUUUGCUUCUAUUGCCGUUCUUCAAAGCACAAAGAUCAUCAAGUAAUCCAGAUAAGGAGAUCUUCAUAUCAUGACGUAGUGAGAGUUUCAGAGAUUCAAAAGAUAUUGGAUAUAAGUGGAGUUCAAACCUACGUGAUAAACAGUGCCAGAGUCUUGUUUCUGAAUGAGAGGCCACAGCCAAAAUCAGGGAAAGGAGUUGCUCAUACUUGUGAAAUUUGUGGGAGAAGUCUUUUGGACCCAUUUCGUUUUUGUUCAUUGGGAUGUAAGCUUGUAGGAAUAAAGAGAAAUGGAGAUGCAAGCUUUACCUUAGAGCCUAAGAAUGAAGAAUUAAUGGAAAGAAGAGAAGAUGAAGAAUUGCGUGAAGCUUCUUCACAACAAGACAUUUAUCCACCUACGCCUCCUCCACCUCCUGCUUCAAGUGCAAGAAGAAGAAAAGGUAUCCCUCAUAGGGCUCCAUUUGGGUCUUAAAAUUUUUUUAGCAUAUAUAUAUAUAUAUAUAUAAAUUUCUUGCACAAAUUACUCCUCCAAAUUCCAAAUUCCCUCCUCUCAUGGGGUCACUUGUCUUAACUAAAGAAAGUGUAGGGUACCCUUUUGGUUUAGGGUGUCCAAAAAACCAAAAGGCUUAGUAAGUUACCCUUUUGUGUUUUGGGUCCCACACAAGAAAAAGAAAAUAUAUUAUAUAUAUAUAUUAUAUAUGUUGUGAAGAAGCAAUAAUGCAGAAUUGUUAUUGAGAGUUGCAAGGUGUACAUGUCAUUAAGAAAUUAAAAAGCAAGUGAUUGUUGUGGUGGUGGAGUCCUUCGUUUUAUAGUUAUCAUGGGCCCACCAACCACAUGGGCAUUUUACAUAAAGAAAACAUCUUUUUAUUUGUUUAUUUUCAUUAUUAUUACUAUUAUUUAUUUAAUUUUAAUUCAAUUUUGUUGUACC